This is a messenger RNA of Penicillium macrosclerotiorum, 2649 nucleotides long. Its product is annotated as cullin family protein. The transcript is spliced from 5 exons. Gene Ontology annotation, biological process: ubiquitin-dependent protein catabolic process; DNA damage response; protein ubiquitination. The record is from RefSeq and is a predicted model, not a curated record. Gene Ontology annotation, molecular function: ubiquitin protein ligase binding. Gene Ontology annotation, cellular component: Cul4-RING E3 ubiquitin ligase complex. The coding region runs from base 1 to 2649 and encodes 882 amino acids. Lineage: Eukaryota; Fungi; Ascomycota; Eurotiomycetes; Eurotiales; Aspergillaceae.
AUGCAGCAGAACUCGAGCGCCGACCCCGAGCAGAGGAGCGGCAAGCGCAAAUCGAUCGGGAAGAGGAAGCUUUCUGAUCAAGGAGAGCCACAACAGCCACAAUCACAGAGGACCAUCUCUGAGCUCCUGUCAUCAAACACCUCUCACGAUAACCUGCCACAGAAUCUUUCACCCUCCUCGAAGCGGUCUCGCUUCUCCGCCUCUCCCUCGCGCUCGGCCUCCGCCCACCCGGUUUCGCCUACCAAGAUGUAUAACUUCUCAGGCUCCCCACCCAAAAACGGCGCCGCCUUCGUCCGGAAUAUGCCCGGUGCAGCGACAAAAGCUCCCUUUAUUAAACCGCAAGCUGUAAAUCCGAGUGCUCGUCAGAAUAAUUUCAGUCCGCAUGCCGGGGCCAAGAAGCUAGUUGUUAAGAACCUUCGUACCGGACCUCGAGCGAACCACGAGCCAUACUUCGACAAGACCUGGGCGCAGCUAGAUGCUGCGUUGAGCGCUAUUUUUGAUGGGCGCAAACCAAACAGCUCCCUCGAGGAAUUAUACAAGGGUGCCGAGAAUAUCUGUCGCCAGGAGCGGGCAUCGUUGCUGGCCAAGCGAGUACAGGAGAGGUGCAAAGACUAUGUGGCAGGAAAACUACGGGAUAACUUGGUGACGAGGGCUGGAGGUGGUACCGAUGUCGAUACAUUGCGGGCAGUGAUCGAGGCAUGGUCGGUGUGGCACUCACGACUAAUCACGGUUCGCUGGAUUUUCUACUACCUAGAUCAGUCGUUCCUUCUGCACUCAAAGGAUUUCCCAGUGAUCCAGGAGAUGGGAUUGACGCAGUUCCGAACCUAUGUCUUCGCCGACCAAAGUCUCAGACCCAAGAUCAUGCGAGGGGCCUGCGAUCUCAUCGCAGCGGAUCGGGGUGCGGAGACCAGCAUCAUCAUGGAUCCAACUCUACUUCGGGAUGCCAUAGAUCUCUUUCACAACCUCGACGUCUAUAACAGCGACUUUGAACCGUUACUUAUCGCCGAUACACAAAGCUUUGUCCACUCGUGGGCCCAACGAGAAUCCGGAGGAUACCUGGCAUCGUAUGUUGAGAACAGCCAACGCCUGAUCGAACGAGAAGUUGAGCGAUGUGGCUUGUUUUCUCUGAGUCGGAGCACAAAACAGAAGUUGUCAGAGCUUCUAGAUGAUAUACUGGUCUCUCAGCACGAAUCGGUUCUUCUCAAUCAGAGCGAGGUCCUCGGUUUGUUGCGGUCCGGUAACAAGGUUGCAUUAAGGAAACUUUACGGGCUUCUCGAUCGACAAAAUCUCACCACCAGACUGAAGUCUACAUUUGGCCUCUUUAUCGUGCAAGAAGGCUCAAGUAUCGUGUUUGAUGAAGCCAAUGAAGCAGAGAUGGUCGUCCGCCUCCUCCAAUUUAAGGAACAGCUCGAUGAUAUUUUGUCUGAAUCAUUUGGUCGGAGUGAAACCUUGACUCUCACACUUCGUGAGGCGUUCGGCCAAUUCAUGAACAUGACCAAGAAGGGAGAAUCUACUGGAGGCACUGACAAUGCCAAGGCCGGCGAGAUGAUCGCCAAGUACGUCGAUCGGCUGCUCAAGGGUGGUUGGAAGAUGCCUGCCGGAGCACAGGACGCGGCGAUGGCUGAUGAAGAUGCUGAGAUCGAUCGACAGCUCGACCAAGUGCUGGACCUGUUUCGGUUCGUGGAAGGAAAGGCGGUCUUUGAGGCAUUUUAUAAGAAUGACCUUGCUCGGCGUCUGCUUAUGGGGCGGAGCGCCAGCGAUGAUGCGGAAAAGAGCAUGCUCAUUCGUUUGAAAAAAGAAUGUGGAUCUAGCUUUACGCAUAAUCUGGAGUCAAUGUUCAAGGAUAUGGACGUGGCGCGGGACGAAAUGGCGGCAUAUUCUUCGCUGAACCGGGAUCGCAAUCGCAAGGAACGCCCACCAGUCGAUCUCAAUGUCAGCGUGCUUUCCGCCGCGGCAUGGCCCACGUAUGCGGAUGUUCCGGUGCGGAUUCCGCCCAGUAUUGCAGCCUCCAUCAGCGACUUUGAAGCCUUCUACAAAAACAAGCAUACCGGUCGCCGGCUGAACUGGAAGCAUCAAUUGGCGCAUUGCCAGCUACGGGCCCGGUUCCCCAAGGGUUCCCGGGAACUGGUGGUCAGUUCCUUCCAGGCCAUUGUGCUCCUCAUGUUCAACGACAUUGCCGACGAUGAGAGCUGGAGCUAUUCGCAGAUUCAGGCCGCGACGGGACUAUCGGAUCCUGAACUCAAGCGAACUCUGCAGUCGCUUGCCUGUGCCAAGUAUCGCGUUCUCACCAAAAAGCCGAAGGGUAAGGAAGUGGAAACGACCGACGUCUUCUCGUACAACACGGGAUUUACAGAUGCCAAGAUGCGCAUCAAGAUCAACCAGAUCCAAUUAAAGGAAACCAAAGAAGAGAACAAGACAACUCAUGAGCGAGUCGCGGCCGACCGGCACUACGAGACCCAGGCCGCGAUCGUGCGCAUCAUGAAGAGCCGGAAGACGAUCAAGCACGCUGAGCUGAUCGCCGAGGUGAUCGAGGCAACCCGACACCGCGGCACGCUGCAACCAGCGGAGAUCAAGACUAAUAUCGAGAAAUUAAUUGAGAAAGACUAUAUGGAGCGAGCCGAGGGCAACCAGUACAACUAUGUGGCAUAG